AUGGAUAAUGUUUCUGUACUAACAUUUUUUAUUCUUUCAGGAUUAAAUUACACAGCGCAGCACAGAACUAUUCUCUUUGUGCUCACUUUACUGUAUUACUCACUGAUAUGGAUAGUAAAUGCUGUUCUUAUUGUGACCAUUAUUGUGGACAGAAAGCUUCAUGAACCAAUGUAUAUCUUCCUGUGUAAUCUGUGUGUCAAUGCACUUUAUGGGACCACAGGCUUUUACCCAAAAUUCCUCAUGGAUCUUCUGUCUACCACUCAUGUCAUCUCUUAUACCGAAUGCUUUCUGCAGAGUUUUGUGAUAUACUCAUCAGCUGGAGGUGACUUAUCAAUUCUAGCUGUUAUGGCUUAUGAUAGAUAUGUGGCAUUAUGUAAACCACUAAUGUACCACUCUGUCAUGACUAGACAAAGAAUAUUUAUGUUAGUGGCUUUAUCUUGGCUCUUACCACUUUACUGCAUGUUCAUUAACACAAUAACCAUUUUUCAGUCAAAGUUAUGUGGCUCACACAUACCUAAACUUUACUGUGCAAACUCUCUAAUUAGUAGACUAGCCUGCUCUACCUCUAUAGUUAAUAAUAGUAUUGUAUAUUUCAACAUUGCUUUUUACUGUGGCCAUUUUAUCCUUAUCAUUUGGUCUUAUAUGUAUCUAAUCAGGACAUGUCUGAAAUCCAAAGAGGGCAGGAGUAAGUUUAUGCAGACAUGUGUGCCACAUUUAAUCUCUUUAUUAAACUUUGGUUUUGCUGUGCUUUUUGAUUUAAUGUACUCACGAUUUGGUUCGAGUACAUUAUCUCAAAGCCUCCAGAACUUCAUGGCGAUCGAGUUCCUGCUCAUUCCUCCGGUUAUGAAUCCUCUGAUAUAUGGGUUAAAUUUGACCAAAAUUCGGAAAAGAAUUCUUGGUUUUUCAAGAGCCAAAAGAAAGCUUUCAGACAAGGUCGAUCGGUCAAGGUGA
Thunnus maccoyii (southern bluefin tuna) is the source of this 951-nucleotide messenger RNA. RefSeq names its product olfactory receptor 5F1-like. The record is from RefSeq and is a predicted model, not a curated record. NCBI's taxonomy places the organism in Eukaryota, Metazoa, Chordata, Actinopteri, Scombriformes, Scombridae. Bases 1 to 951 code for a protein of 316 amino acids. The transcript has a single exon. Gene Ontology annotation, molecular function: G protein-coupled receptor activity; olfactory receptor activity. Gene Ontology annotation, cellular component: membrane. Gene Ontology annotation, biological process: G protein-coupled receptor signaling pathway.